AUGAUAAAACUAAAUCCACGUCAACAAAAAAUUAAAUCCAUAAGAUUAAUAAUCUUAUCACUUUUGAUUAUAAACAUUGUAUAUAUAUUUACUUAUGGACUUAAUUUCGAUUUGAAAAGCAUACACCAUAUAAUUCAAAACUCAUCAUUUAGAAAUAAAAAUUUGUCAAUUGAAGAUCAAGAAUUAAGAACAUUUUUAUCAUAUAUAAAAUUAAAAUUCAACCUAGCUACCUCACCAAAUGUAAUCAAUGAAAUAAAAAAUAAUGUAAUAAUUAAUCAAAACAAUUUAAACUCAAGUUUAAUAAUAUAUAAAAAUCAUACUGAAUAUUGGAAUUCAGCACAAACAAUAUUUUAUGAUCCGAGAUUUACCCUAACAAUGUAUUUACAUGAACUAAAAUUACAAUACCAACAAAGACAAAUAAAUUCAUUAGAUCAACCACAACAACAUCCAAUUACGUUACCUUUUAAUUGGGUAGAUUGGAUGGACUUAACCUUGUUAAAUAAAGACAUUCUUGAAACAGAUCCAGCAAAAAAAAUAUCUUGUGAUACAAUAGUUAAAAAUUCAGAAAAUCAACCAGAAGGUUUUAAAUUUUGUUUAAAUAAAGAGCAAAUAAGUGAAGAAAAAUUACAAGAUUUGGGGUAUAGAAAAGAUCAAUUGCCAAAUUUUUUAAUUUGGGCUCAUCAAGCUCAUACAAAAAGAAUCUAUAAUGAUUUUAGAAUUUUACAAUCAAAAUCUUUUGCAAUGAUUAAUAUGAAACCCCCUUUAAAAGUUGUUAUUUUAAAUGAUAUAGAAACUUUUGAAUUUGAAGUUGAAGGUAUUGAUAGAAUAAACAAGACACCCAUGUUACAAAAUUAUUUAAAAUUGAAUAAACCACAAUCAGAUCGAAUUGAAAUAAAUUACCUAACAGAGUUUCAAAACUUAAAAGAUUCAGUAUCACCAACUAUUGAAAAUCAAUCACAAUCAAAAAAUUAUAAAAUUACAUUAAACGAAUCAAUGUUUCAAGUAAUUACAAUUGAUCAACACUUAACAAAUUUACCAGAACCUUAUAUGUUCACACCACAACAACAAUUAACAUAUAAUGGUCUUAUAAAAUGUUCAGAAUCUUCAGCAAAAGAUGAAAAAAGAUUUUUUAAAAUGGCAACUUUAAGAAUUGAUGAUGAUAAAAAUUUAGAUAAUGAUUGGGGUUGGCAUUAUGAUUGGAGAUUUUUCAAUGGUGCAUUAAAUUAUGAAAAUGGAUUAACAAAACAAGAAAAAAAUUUAAGAAUAUCUAUAAUUUUAGAAAGAUUAUUAAGAAAUUGGAGUAAAUUUGCUUUAGAAAAAAAUAUAAUAUGGUGGAUAAUGCAUGGACCUUUAUUAAGUUGGUAUUGGAAUGGAAUGAUGUUUCCUUUUGAUGUUGAUGUUGAUAUUCAAAUGCCCGUAUCUGAGUUAUAUAAAUUAAAUGAGUUAUAUAAUCAAACACUAGUGGUUGAAAAUCCAACAGAAGGGUUUGGUAAAUUUUUAAUUGAAACAAAUACAUACAUUUACAAUAGAGAUUUUAGUGGUGGUGAUAAUUAUAUAGAUGCUAGAUUUAUUGAUAUUGAUAGUGGGAUAUAUAUUGAUAUUACUGGUAUAAGUAAAAGUUCAAGUUUACCAACAAAAGAAUAUGGUGAACAUCCAGAAAUUGGAAUUCAAAAAUUUAGUGCAGAAGAUGAAAUUUAUAAUGAUAGAAGAAAACAUUUUUAUAAAUUAGAUCAAUUAUCACCAUUAAAAUUUACUUAUUUACAAAGUAUACCAGUAUUUAUACCUAAUGAAAUCAAACAAAGAUUAACAUUUGAAUAUCCCAAAGGUUUAACAAGUUAUGAGUAUUCAGAUUGGUACUUUGUUAAAUUUUUACAAUUAUGGAUUCAUAAAGAUAAUUUAAAUUUAAAUUUUGAAAAUUAUAAAAAAUUGAAAAAGGAUUCAACAAAUGAUUAUGAAUGGGAUAAAAAUAAAAUUAUUGAAGAUUUGGAGCAAAUCUCAAAUGAGAAAAUUUUAGAAUUAUUGAAGAACAAGGAAAUUUUGUAUGAAUUUUUUAAAACUUUUAAUUAUACUAAUUUGCAUGAGAAAGAAAUGAUAUAUUUUGAUGAAGAUCUUGAUGACGAUGAUGAGAAUUUAAUUAGGUAUGAGGAACUUGUUGAUAUGUUCAAAACUUUUAAUCCACCUUUAAGAUCAAGUUUAUGGGAAUUUGAAAAUGACCUAAAAAAUAAAAAAAUCAAAUCGUAUUAA
Messenger RNA from Lodderomyces jiufengensis, 2244 nucleotides. RefSeq lists its product as uncharacterized. The transcript has a single exon. The record is from RefSeq and is a predicted model, not a curated record. Bases 1 to 2244 code for a protein of 747 amino acids. NCBI's taxonomy places the organism in Eukaryota, Fungi, Ascomycota, Pichiomycetes, Serinales, Debaryomycetaceae.